CCGACAAAGCAGCAGCAUGGAGAGCAUGUGCGACGCCGAGACCUUCCUCUUCGCCGAGAAGCGCAAGCCGCGGUCGCGACCGCAAAAGUACUUGCAUGAGAGGCGCAUCGAGAGCCCGAGCGACGACGACCAUCGAGUCGAGCGGCCAAGCGUCGAGGCCAAGUACCGGGCGUCAACGCGCGCGCCGACCGAGCCCAAGGUGAGCCUGACCAAGGCGCGGGCGCGCUCGUUCCAUUGGGGCGACCACGGCGUCUCGAGCGCCACCAACAUUCUCGCGUCGUUCCCAUUCCACGCGAGCUCGUUCCAGAAGGACAACAACGAGCUGUGCGACUUGGACAAUGUCUACGACUACGAGAUCGACGCGACGAACGGAAGCCAGUACAAGUACGUGCCCAAGGAUAGCAGCAGCAGCGGCAACCAGCGCAACCUCUCGGCGGGCAGCUCGCGGCAGACGUCGCCGGCCGACGACAUGGACGAAGCGUUUGAUCGCCCGCCGUCACGCCAGCGCCACGCAUUUCCGACGCACCUCGUCGAUGCCAAGGACGUUGACGACGACGACGACGACGACGAGCGCAAGGUGUCGAGGACGACCAAGCGCGCGCACCGCCCGCCGUCACGGCACAAGCCGAUGGCGCAGGAGCCCGUGACGCCGUCGUCGUGCGAGAUCAACGAGCAAAGCCUCCAAGACACGAUCAAUCGGUUUCGGUCGCGGCGGUCGGCGCGGCGGCAGAGCCACGACCCACGCCGGGAUGGGUUUGAAGCCGUCGACGAAAACGUCCCGCUGCCCUUUCGCAUUGAAGUCACCAACGAAGACGGCACGCGCAAGUCCACUCCGUCGUCGCGGGCGCGCCGCGGCCGGCCGCGGCAACCCCCACCCGCCAAUGUGAUUGCGAUUGACGAGCUCCGCAAGACGCUGCAGUCGCGCGCCGAAGAUCCGAUGAUUUUCAAGGUAGCGCACUCUUGA
Messenger RNA from Saprolegnia parasitica CBS 223.65, 964 nucleotides. RefSeq lists its product as hypothetical. The transcript has 3 exons. The coding region runs from base 17 to 964 and encodes 315 amino acids. The record is from RefSeq and is a predicted model, not a curated record. NCBI's taxonomy places the organism in Eukaryota, Oomycota, Saprolegniomycetes, Saprolegniales, Saprolegniaceae.